Molecule: messenger RNA, 724 nt
Organism: Trifolium pratense (red clover)
Lineage: Eukaryota; Viridiplantae; Streptophyta; Magnoliopsida; Fabales; Fabaceae
Product: probable inactive purple acid phosphatase 1
Exons: 2
Coding region: 1-597 (198 amino acids)
Molecular function (GO): hydrolase activity
Source: RefSeq, a predicted model, not a curated record
AUGUUCAGAUUUUGCAUAGCUCACACAGAACUUGAUUGGAGAAAAGGAACAGAGCAGUAUGAGUUCAUCGAAAAGUGCCUAGCAUCCGUUGACAGACAAAAACAGCCAUGGCUAAUAUUCCUUGCACAUAGGGUACUUGGUUAUUCUUCUGCAGAUUUCUAUGUUGCAGAAGGUUCGUUUGAAGAACCAAUGGGAAGGGAGGACCUUCAAAGUCUCUGGCAAAAGUAUAAGGUCGACAUAGCCAUGUAUGGACAUGUUCAUAACUAUGAAAGAACAUGCCCAAUCUAUCAGAAUAUAUGCACCGAUAAAGAGAAGCACAAUUUCAAGGGUUCCUUGAAUGGGACAAUACAUGUAGUGGUUGGGGGAGGAGGAGCAGCCCUAGCCGACUUUGCACCCGUAAACACCACAUGGAGUAUCUUUAAAGACCACGACUUUGGAUUUGUGAAACUCACAGCAUUUGACCAUUCAAAUUUGUUGCUUGAGUACAAGAAGAGUAGUGAUGGACAAGUUUAUGACUCUUUUAAGAUAUCAAGGGAUUAUAGGGACAUCUUGGCAUGCACUGUUGAUAGUUGCCAAAGUACAACAUUAGCAUUAUGAUCUUAAAGCAAAAAAAAAAACAAUAAUGUUGAUUUGGUUUACUUUGGUUGAAUAAAAUGCUUCCUGUGAUCACACUAUCACAUGAAACGUAAACAUUAUAGCUAAUUUGAAUAAGACUCCUUACAUA